Molecule: messenger RNA, 1211 nt
Organism: Zingiber officinale
Lineage: Eukaryota; Viridiplantae; Streptophyta; Magnoliopsida; Zingiberales; Zingiberaceae
Exons: 2
Coding region: 350-979 (209 amino acids)
Source: RefSeq, a predicted model, not a curated record
CUCCUCAAGAUUUGACCGCUGCGCCUUGGUCAUCGCAUGGGAUUUCGCCAAACUGAUUAGUGGUAGGUGGCUAUGCCUCAGGAUCUUCACUACCAACCUACACAAAUCCCUCGGUUAAAAGGAGCUGGGAUGGAUAGCGUCGAUGGUGAAGAAGACACCCGUAGUUUCAGGGUUUGUGCCGCCCGCAAUGGCGAUCAACGUGAGUUAAAAUAAUAGAUAAAUUCGCCACUCAGACCUUCCUCUGCCGGAUUCUUUUGACCACCUCCAUCACUCAACAUUGCUCACACUGCGGUAUCGAUUUUUUCGAUCCGUCUCAAGUUCUUCGUCGCCGACGCCGUCGAGAAAAAAGAUGGGCAACGGCCUCAGCAGAAAGAAGAAGCUCGUGAAAGUGAUGAAGCUCGACGGUACCACCAUCAAGCUCAAGUCGCCGGCACGAGCAGGCCGAGUGCUCGAGGAUUACCCUGGAUACAACCUCCUUGACUCCGACGACGUCACGCGGAGCGGUGUCCGCGCUCGGCCUCUGGAUCAGGACGCCGACCUGAAGCCCGGCAAGCUCUACUUCCUCGUCCAGCUUCCCCGGCUGCCGCUGACACAGGCGGCGGACCCGCGGUCGCCGGCCGGCAGGGCCUGGUCGGGCGCGCUGCGCGUGAGCGCCAAGGAGCGGCUGGAGAGCCUCAAGCUCUCCCGCCGGACCAUGUCGGACGUGUCGUCGGUGGCCCGGCGGACGCCGUCAGCUGUGGCGGUAGAUGAGGCCGCGGACGGCGUGGUCCGGCUCAAGAUGCGCCUUCCCAAGUCCAAAGUCGAGAAGCUGAUGAAGGAGAGCAGGAACCCCACCGAGGCCGCCGAGAAGAUCACCGAGCUAUGCAUCGUCGGGGACGGCGGGGCGGCGGCGGCGGAGCCGGCGAUCUCGGCCGUUACCGAUGGCCGGAAGGAGAAGCGAACGAGAUUUGCUGAAAUCCCAGAUGAGAUUAUUGCCUGAUCAAUCAUCAAGCAUGCCAUAGCUCGUAUUUAGUUCAGUAUGCUCAAGGGAAAAAAUAACUUGUAUAUUCCCAAGGAAACUACUCACUGGUGCAAUUUGAGUAGCUGCUAAUGGCUUCCAAUUCUCCACCAGAAAGUAUCAUAGUUUGUAAACAUUAGCUUUUUGUCCCUCCACAUUAGUUGUGUGGAAUUUUGUGGAGUCUAAUGAAUGGAAUCUGCAAUUAUUGGGUAGA